Messenger RNA from Osmerus eperlanus (European smelt), 2072 nucleotides. RefSeq lists its product as uncharacterized. Bases 460 to 1575 code for a protein of 371 amino acids. The record is from RefSeq and is a predicted model, not a curated record. The transcript is spliced from 3 exons. NCBI's taxonomy places the organism in Eukaryota, Metazoa, Chordata, Actinopteri, Osmeriformes, Osmeridae.
GUGUAUUUUUGUAUUCAGCUUUUUAAUUUAAAUGGUUACGGGUGGGGCUCUCCAAGUUCACAAGGGUUUUGCACAGACACACAUCAGCUAUUUUGAAGCCACAACCAUCAAUGUUUAACAUUUAUAGUGACUCCUAUCAGCUGUUAUCAUGCCGGUUGACAGGUUCACUGUGUUUACUGCUGAGAGAUUUAGCCAAAACAGCUUGGUAUUAGUAGUAGUAGUAUUGGUAAUUAUUAUACUGUACUAUUGGACCAUUGAUUGACAGUUUCAGUGAGAAAGAUUUCUGUUUCUUCCUCCUGCCUAUGUUUGAUGAUGUCACAAUGGGGGUCCAUGAUGACAUCAUCAUAGCAGAUAGCUUGGGUUACAGUUGAAUGUUUGUGCAUGACCUUUCUAGAUUUCUACCUCGAUCUGUACUGACACUUUUACUAGCAGAAUGCUAUCCUGAAUCUAACAGAGAACAUGAGCGGAUUUCCAGAUAAGAAGCGGAUGGAUAAGAAAAAGAAAGAACGGACACCGGUGGUAAAAAGCGGGCCACAGAUACUGGCUGAACAGAGAUGGGCCCGGAAGAUGCAGGCAGCAAAGAAGGAUGCUGAAACAAGGUUUAUAAUUAAAAGGUGGGUAGACCUGAAAAAAACCUUACAGAAGCCUCCUGAAAAGAGGCUGGCAGAGCUAAGGGAGGCAGAGAAAAGGCUGGCAGAAGACAGUCUGGACAUGCAGAGGCAGGAGAGGUGGAGAGAGUGGAGGCAGAAGGAGCGAGAGCUGUGGGAGGCAGAGCAGAGACAGAAAGAGCAGGAGCUCAACUCCUCCAAGAAGAAACUUGAAGAUCUGCAGGAGACCAAGACACCUCACACACAGGUGCUUAAGUCUCCUACCAUCUUGGAGGAGUUGAAGAUGUUGGAUGAACUGCUUGAGGAGACAGCAGAUAUCAAACUUGCAUCAAGGUCCCCCAUCCAUCAGCCAGUCUCCCCAACCCCCACACCCCUGCCACUGGGUAAAGAUGGAGCAUACUUGGGCCUCACCACCACCAAACCCCUGGAAGCUCAGGCCAGGCACCCCCACGGGGUCAAGCAUCCCACCUGCACACCUCUUCCCGAGGACACCCAAAUCUACACCCACCACUUGGCCAACCAGGAGGAAGGAUUAGAGAGUGGAUUGGCGAAGAUGAAAGUACUGGAGGCAUCUGUUGAGGAGAGUUCCAACAGUGACAUACUGACAAAAAUUGAGAAUGAGAUAAAGGCUGAGGAGGGGAAAGCAGCAAAGAAAGAGAGGGAGUUCAUAGAAAAGCAGAAGAAAGCAGAAAAGCUGGCGCAGGAGAAGAUGGAGAAGAAACAGAGGAAGCAGCUGGAGCAGGCAGAAAAAAGAAACAUGGAGAUUCAAACAAAGCUGGAGAAUGAGAGACGCAAAAUGAAAGAUCUAGAAAGGAAAGAGAUGCAAAGGUUAGCAGAAGAGCAAAGCAAGGAAAUGAAGAAGAAAGAAAAGGAAGAGAAAAGGUCAGAAAAAAGAAAACUGGAAAUGGGGUCUUUGCCAAAACGUGGCUUCUUUGAGAAGAUAAAGAGGGCCUUUCAUUUCCACUGAUAAGAGAGACUUUCUAUCUACGGUAACACCAACCCUGACAAGCAUCAGGGACUGCCCUCUUUUCUGUCAUCAUCAUGUAAGCAAGGGUUUUUGUGCUGCUAACCCUUCCAAACAAGAAAGUUAAACAUCUACACCUUUGCUCAGUCCUUUGGAUCACUGGCACACUUACCAACUUUCAACAAUUGUUGAAAGAACAAGACCCCUGAAGAACCUUUGGAGGUUCCUCAAUUUGAAACUGUGGAGGACCCUCUUAUGGUGCUUUGAGGAACCUUCAAGAAAAUGUUCUUAGAAGAACCCCUUCACAUUGAAGAACUUUUUGAAGCUCUGUGAAGAACCUUUAUAGAAGUUGUGUUGUAGUAGUAGUAGUAGUAGUAGUAAUAGUAGUAGUAGUAGUAGUAGUAGUAGUAGUAGUAGUAGUAAUAGUAGUAGUAGUAGUAGUAGUAGUAGUAGUAGUAGUAGUAGUAGUAGUAGUAGUAGUAAUAGUAGUAGUAGUAGUA